AUGGAAAUUUGGAACUUCGGCGGACAAAUCGCCCACGGCUGGGAGGGCCUUCAGGCUACUUCGCCCCCAGGCGAAAGCGCACAGACAAUUGGCGGCGCAACGAAUCACAGCGACCCUAUCAUCGAUGAAGCCCCCGGCACGCUGGAAGACUUUCCUGUUACACCUGUCGAAGGACCCUACAGCUAUUUCGGUCUGUACGACACUGUCACAAACAGUACCCAAGGUCGUCUGCUUGGAGAAGCCAGCACGUUCGUAGACUGGCCUGUGUUCGAUGAACAUCUCGUCGACCCUUCCGUCGGUGAUGGCUUCUAUUCGCAGAUGCUUCCGCAGCUCGAUCCUUUCGAAUUCCUGACGCAGCCUUCCUACCCUACGGCAGGACUUGGCCAGGCCUUCCAGCCUAUCGCGCCCGCUCCCGCUCUGAAUGCUGUUGUUCAGCCAAACAUCAUCACACCGCCGUCACGUGCGCAUGCCGCUGCUCGUCGCCGCACGAUCGAACCGCGCUUUCAUUGCAACAUUGAUGGUUGCACCAAGGCGUACCGCCGUGUUGGCGAUUGCCGCCGCCACAUGCGUAAGCACCAAGCCCCUAACCUUAGAUGCGUUGUCGAGGGUUGCCACAUGAAGUUUGAUCGCAUGGACAAACUUCGUGAUCACGUUCGCCAGGGCCACAAGAUGAACCUGUAA
Molecule: messenger RNA, 681 nt
Organism: Alternaria conjuncta
Lineage: Eukaryota; Fungi; Ascomycota; Dothideomycetes; Pleosporales; Pleosporaceae
Exons: 3
Coding region: 1-681 (226 amino acids)
Source: RefSeq, a predicted model, not a curated record